CGGGAGCCAUGGCCGCGGAUCCUGAGAGGGGGGCGCCGCGCGUGCUUUUCACGGACUGGCUUCUAGACGCAGUCAGCAGCGGCCGCUACGAGGGGCUGCGGUGGCUGGACGCGGCCCGCACGCUCUUCCGCGUGCCCUGGAAACACUUCGGGCGAAAGGACCUGGGUGAGGCUGAUUCCCGCAUCUUCAAGGCCUGGGCCGUGGCCCGCGGCAGGUGGCCGCCCAGCAGAGGUGCAGGAGACCUGCCGACUGCCGCUGAGGGCCCACUGCGCGCCGGCUGGAAAACCAACUUCCGCUGCGCCCUGGAGAGCACGAAGCGUUUCUUGAUGGUAGACGACAACUCGGGAGACCCCACUGACCCGCACAAGGUGUUCGCACUCAGGCCUGCAGUGGGCUGCAGAGGAGGUCCAGGCACUACCCGCAGAGAGGACAAGGCCCUUGAAGAUGUGCCCCCUGUGCAGGCUGGGUUCCCUGGGCCAGGCCUGGCGGGAGGUGCCGGUGAGAGUCUGGGGCCUGGACCGGCCAGGCUGAGCCCCGGGCCCCACGUCCUGUGCCCUCCUGCGGGCCCAGCCGACUGCCUGCAAGACAUCCUGUUCCAGGCCCUGCAUCAGAGCUGCCUGGAGGACCACCUGAUGGAAUCUGUGCAGGGGUCGGGCCCAGGCUCCCUGGAGGCUCCAGGUCCGGAGCUCCCUGCCGGGGGGCUGUACCUUCCGUGGACUGCAGAGGUGGCCCCGAGCCCGUCACAGGCCCAGGUGACAGGUCCAGCCCCAGAGCCCUGGCCGCUGCCUCUGGAGACGGAGCCCUGCCCCCAGAUGGCGGGGCCCCAGCGCCCACAGCUCCAGCCGCAGGCAGAGCCCAGCCCGGGGGCCCUGCUGGUGACCAUCCUGUACAAGGGCCGCACCAUGCUGCAGGAGCUGGUCGGCGGCCCGAGCUGCGUGCUGCUGUACGGGCCCCCGGACCCCACCCUGUGGGCCGUGGAGCCGGAGCCGCAGCUGGUGGCCUUCCCCAGCCCAGCGGAGCUGCCCGACCAGAAGCAGCUGUGGUACACGGAGAAGCUGCUGCAGCACGUGGCCCCUGGCCUGCAGCUCGAGCUGCGGGGGUCCGAGCUGUGGGCCCGGCGCGGGGGCAAGUGCAAGGUCUACUGGGAACUGGGCGGCCCCCUGGGCUCGGACCAGCCCUCCAGCCCCGCACGCCUGCUGCAGAGGAACAGCGACACCCCCAUCUUCGACUUCGGCACCUUCUUCCGAGAGCUGGUGGAUUUCCGGACUCGCCGGCGCCGGGGCUCCCCACACUACACCAUCUACCUGGGCUUCGGGCAGGACCUGUCGGCCGGGAGGCCCAAGGAGAGGAGCCUGAUCCUGGUGAAGCUGGAGCCCUGGCUGUGCCGGCUGCACCUGGAGGGCGCCCAGCGUGAAGGCGCCUCCUCCCUCAACAGCGGCAGCCUCGACCUCUGCCUGUCCAGCUUCAACAGCCUGCUGGAGGACCUGGAGCGCUUCCUGGUGGAGAAGGGGGAGCUGCCCUAG
Messenger RNA from Pteronotus mesoamericanus, 1523 nucleotides. RefSeq names its product interferon regulatory factor 7 (gene IRF7). Gene Ontology annotation, molecular function: protein binding; DNA-binding transcription factor activity, RNA polymerase II-specific; RNA polymerase II cis-regulatory region sequence-specific DNA binding. Lineage: Eukaryota; Metazoa; Chordata; Mammalia; Chiroptera; Mormoopidae. Gene Ontology annotation, cellular component: nucleus. The coding region runs from base 9 to 1523 and encodes 504 amino acids. Gene Ontology annotation, biological process: regulation of transcription by RNA polymerase II; immune system process. The transcript has 9 exons. The record is from RefSeq and is a predicted model, not a curated record.